AAAAGCAGAAGGAGAGAGACCACGGCGCAAACCCCCCCUUUAAGUUCCAGCUGGCUGUCUUUUUUCUUUCUUAAUUGAAAUUUAGGGCAAACAAGCUUCAUGUGAAGAGCUAAGGGGAUAAAAGUCUCUUUUUUUCCUUCUCUCACCGUCACAGUGCACCUCUCCACCUAGAUCACCUUUAUUUUUCAUUUCAUUUUUUUUUGGUACCUCCUUGGAUAUUUUGGCUGAAGCACGGCUUCACUUGGGCACCCCCUUUUCUGAAGUCUUUCACGAAACGGCACCAACUAAGGCACUUCAAGGUGAAAACUUUCUUUUCUUUUUUUUUUCUUGGACCAAGACGCUUAAAAGUUCCACAAUGAGUACCCUAAAAUCUGACAGCGAGCCUAACAAUAACAACGUUGAAGAGGAGGUCCGAACUCUCUUUGUCAGCGGCCUACCAGUUGAUAUCAAACCCCGGGAACUCUACCUGCUCUUUAGACCAUUCAAGGGUUACGAAGGUUCACUGAUUAAGUUAACAUCAAAGCAGCCUGUUGGGUUUGUUACCUUUGACAAUCGGACUGGUGCCGAAGCCGCGAAAAAUGCAUUAAAUGGAAUUCGCUUCGACCCAGAGAGCCCACAGACACUGCGAUUAGAGUUUGCAAAAGCCAACACAAAGAUGGCAAAGAGUAAACUGAUGGGAACACCAAACCCCAGUAACAUGCACCCUGCUCUGGGAGCACACUUCAUUGCACGGGACCCAUAUGACCUGACUGGAGCAGCACUGAUCCCCGCGUCUCCAGAGGCCUGGGCUCCUUACCCACUGUACACCACUGAGCUGGCCCCUGGUAUGCCCCAUGCUGCCUUCACUUACCCAGCAGCGGCUGCAGCGGCUGCUGCACUUCACGCUCAGAUGCGCUGGUAUCCUUCUCCAUCUGACACUAGCCAGCAAGGAUGGAAAUCUCGUCAGUUUUGUUAAGUAUUUAAUACCAUUCAGGACCUGAAUAUUUUUUGUGUUCUCCCAUUUUUCUGUGGAGUGAUGACAGGUUGUACUGAGCUAUAUUAAUUUAAUCAGGUUUAUUUAAUGGACAAAUGUGCAUUAGCAACUCCUAUUCCAACUUUUUUCUUUCCUUUUUGAAGAAUAUAAAGGACUUUAAACCUGUGAACCACUGUGGACUACAAGUUUGAAGCUGAGGCCUAUUUGGAGUUUUCAUGGUACAGGCGCUGCACUUCAAAACUCUGUGCAAGGCCAAAAAAUCAAUUGCA
Molecule: messenger RNA, 1242 nt
Organism: Acipenser ruthenus (sterlet)
Lineage: Eukaryota; Metazoa; Chordata; Actinopteri; Acipenseriformes; Acipenseridae
Product: RNA-binding protein, mRNA-processing factor 2a
Exons: 8
Coding region: 356-955 (199 amino acids)
Biological process (GO): negative regulation of smooth muscle cell differentiation
Molecular function (GO): mRNA binding
Source: RefSeq, a predicted model, not a curated record